AUGGGUGAUGUUGAGAAGGGCAAGAAGAUUUUUGCCCAGAAAUGUGCCCAGUGCCAUACCGUGGAAAAGGGAGGCAAACAUAAGACCGGACCAAAUCUCUACGGUCUCUUUGGACGAAAGACAGGUCAGGCUGCUGGAUUCUCUUACACGGAUGCCAACAAAAACAAAGGCAUCACUUGGGGAGAGGAGACACUCAUGGAGUACUUGGAGAAUCCCAAGAAGUACAUCCCUGGAACAAAAAUCAUCUUCGCUGGCAUCAAGAAGUCAGAAAGAGCAGAGUUGAUAGCUUAUCUCAAAAAAGUGACUAAUGAGUAA
Molecule: messenger RNA, 315 nt
Organism: Erinaceus europaeus (western European hedgehog)
Lineage: Eukaryota; Metazoa; Chordata; Mammalia; Eulipotyphla; Erinaceidae
Product: cytochrome c, somatic-like
Exons: 1
Coding region: 1-315 (104 amino acids)
Biological process (GO): mitochondrial electron transport, ubiquinol to cytochrome c; mitochondrial electron transport, cytochrome c to oxygen
Cellular component (GO): mitochondrial intermembrane space
Molecular function (GO): electron transfer activity; heme binding
Source: RefSeq, a predicted model, not a curated record